AUGGAGAAUAGUUUUGAUAAAUUCCAAUCAUAUGCUGAUAAUUUUGAAAUUGAAUCACAGAAUGAAAAAAACGUUUCCCCAAAUAAAAAUAUUGUUAAUGAAAAUCCAUUAAGUUUAACAUCACCAAAUAAACUUAUUUGCAGAUCUCCUACAAAUCGAUAUUUGAAAACUAAUAAUAAUAGUAAUAGUAAUAAAAAAUUAGAUGAAAAUCAUAUGGUGACUAAACUCGAUCAUCAAACAACCAAAGAACAAAGAAAAAAGAAAAUUGAACAAUAUUUAUUGAAUCCAGGAUUAGUAAGUCAAAGAUCAUCGAAUAAGAAUAACAUUAAAUAUAAAAAGCAUAAUCCUAAUAAUAACACUAGCAAUGUGAAAUUUGAAACGUUGGAUGAAGAAAAUAAUGAUAUUUUUAAUGGUAAAGAAGAAUUUGAAAAAAGUAUACCUAUGCAAGAAAAUAAAUUGAUUAAAAAACCAAAUAUUAAAGAAAAGAAAAAAUUUAAUUCCAAUAAAAAUAGUCCCUUGAAAAAAACCUCAUCUGGGGACAAUCACAAGAAUGAAGAAACCAUUCAAGAUCAAACAAUCAAUAUAUCACCUCAUAAAAGCCCUGGUCCAUAUAAUCCAAUUGAAAAUUUAAUCUAUGAAAGAUUAAAUGAAUCCAAGAUGAAUGAAGACAUUUUUGUAGAGCUUACCAAUGAUGAAGAUCGGAAGAUUUGUCAUGAUAUUAGUGAAUUGAAUUUAAUGGAUUGGAUUAAAUUUAGUGAAGAAAUUAUGAAUGAAAAUCAAAUGAUUAUAAAUGAAAUAAUUCAAGAACGAAUUAAUAUUAGUUUAAAAUUCCAAGUGAUUACCAAUUUAAUUAAUCAAAGAGCAAUGAUUUUGAAUAAACAAGGGAAAUUGAUUGACAAAAAAGUAGAAAGAGUUAAAAAUUUAAGUAAUGAGAUAUUAAGAUCUUUAUAA
Molecule: messenger RNA, 951 nt
Organism: Henningerozyma blattae CBS 6284
Lineage: Eukaryota; Fungi; Ascomycota; Saccharomycetes; Saccharomycetales; Saccharomycetaceae
Gene: ECM11
Product: Ecm11p
Exons: 1
Coding region: 1-951 (316 amino acids)
Source: RefSeq, a predicted model, not a curated record